This is a messenger RNA of Cryphonectria parasitica EP155, 3525 nucleotides long. RefSeq lists its product as uncharacterized. The record is from RefSeq and is a predicted model, not a curated record. The coding region runs from base 1 to 3525 and encodes 1174 amino acids. The transcript is spliced from 2 exons. NCBI's taxonomy places the organism in Eukaryota, Fungi, Ascomycota, Sordariomycetes, Diaporthales, Cryphonectriaceae.
AUGGCGUUCACCAUCUUCAACAAGAUCCUCGGCCUGUUGAUGGCGGCCACCGUCCUCAUCGCGGGCCAAGCCCUCCCCACGCACCACCUUAACCGCGGUCGCAAGCAGGAGGAGAUGGACCGCGUCGUCGAUGUCUGGAGGAUGCCCACACCGCAGGAAUUCUACGCGGUGUGCGGAAUCGGGCCUGACGAGCGCCUCCCGCUUCCUCCUGAGGGGGAUGCUCGCUAUGCGCUCCUCCCAGGUCCAUCCAGCCGUCGUCGUCCUUCCUCCUCCUCUUGCCCUCGCUCGCGCUCUCACCCUUGCCCUUCUGAACCCGACAACACCAGACCGACCGAUGCGGACAUCAUGUGUGUUCCAUCACACAUCCCCAAGGUGAAGAGCGCCAGGCUGAACUGGUUGCUUCACGACCUCAUCGUGUCCCACCCUGAGGUUGACAGCUGUUCGCCGCAGGGGCGAGCUCAACUCUACGAGCUCGCCAAAGCCGAAGAGGCCCAGAGGCAGCAGCUGGAGUCGUCUCAGCUGCAUGAGCUGUUGCUGCAGAAGAAGAAGAAGAAGAAGCAGCAGCAGCAGCAGCAGCAGCAGCAGCAGCAGUCCAAGGCAGAUCGACCUGUGGCCACCGUGUUAUCGUCUCCUGCUGCUAUCAUCAUCAUCGACGACGACGACCAAGGACUGGCUGCCGACCUUGCCGACGAGGGAGACGCGGUACAGCAGCACGAUGGUGUACAGGUUUCGACCGAGGGGCUCUCCCCGAAGUCGUCACAGCAGGACACAGCUGUGGCGCAUCUCAUACAGCCCUCCCACGGUCUCGAGGAGAAUGCUGCCAACCAUGAGGAUGACAGCAGCAGCAGCAGCAGCAGCAGCAUCAUCAUCAUCAGCGAUGGUGGUGAUGAUGAUGAACUUCUUGUGGUCGGCUCCGAGAGAGGGCAGGCCUCGGCCUGUACCAGCACUGACCCCACACCUCCAGAGGACAAUAGCACCCUCUCGGAUGGUGCAGUGGAAGAUGAACUGAAUUGCAGCCCUAGCAUGGCUGCUAAUCCGACUUCUCAGGCUGAGGCGGCCGAGGAAGACACUGUUCUCCCGAAUAGAGAGGAGGCAGUGGGUGAAGAUGCAUCCAUCACAGUGAUCGUGGAUCCAGAACCCAGCGGAAUAAUAGAAACCAGCUCUUCUUCUGAGGUCGUCGAGGACGUCGCCGAGAACUUCAACGAGAUCGCCGCCGAGAGCGACGCCCACGCCCAGGUCCACAUCGACGACGACGAACACAUAGAUGCGCCGGAGCCGAUGGAGGUCGACGACGUGCAGGUUCGUCCUGAGGGUCUUCUCGUCCAUCCCACGCCACAGCAGCAGAAGCAGCAACAACAACAAAAACAACAAGAAGAAGAAACCGAGGUCUCUCAAAUCAAAGAGGACCCGGUGGGUGAGUCGAUGGAUCUGGACGAGGGACGAUCUGAGGAGGUGUGGACCGAGAUAAUGGCGGACCUGGAGAACAGCUUUCCAGAGGAUGAUCCCAUGGCGGACGUCCGAGUUGUCGACCAGGAGGAGGACGGCCAAGUCCUUAGUCAGGAGGAGGAGGUUCGUCGUCCCCCCAGGUCACCAAAGGGCAAGGAGAUGGCUACCUUCGAUAUGCCCCCUACCCCGUACGAGAUGACCUUGCCGCACCCCCACUACGACGACGAUAACAACAACGACAACCAUCACCAGCAGGCCAUGGAAGAUGUGCAGAUGGUCGACGAGCAGGUCGCCCAGUGCAGUAAUCAGCAGCAGCAGCAGCAGCAGCAGCAGCAGCACCGCACCAACUCCCUGACCAGGUACACCACCAACGACUCCAUGGAGUCCAUCGAACAAGUCGGUGGCAAUUGCGUUUCCGGGCCGUCCAAGACAGAGGAGGUUUCGCAGGACACUGGUGGUGACCCAAUGGAGGAGAUACAGGUUUUCGAAGAGGAUGCUCAUCCCAAGUCUUACUCAAAGGACAAAGAGAUGGCCCACUCCAACAACCCGACACCUGCACCGUACCCGACCGAGUGCAUAACCACCGACGACCACCUCAUGCAAGAUGUCCACAAACAAGAAGACGUCCACAUACCAGAGGAAGAGGAGCAUAUCUAUGCAGAAUCGUCGAAGGCCAAUGGGGUUCAGCAGCAGCAGCAGCACUUCACGGAGCGCCAUGCCGAACAAAUCAACACGGACUACCACAUGAGGGACGUCAUCCAGGUUCGUGAAGAGAAGAAUGUUACUUUGAAAGUGCACCGAUACCGCCAACAGCAGCCAUGCUCACCAACAACAGCCUUGGUUAUCCCGCGCCGUCAACCCAGGCAGCCCAAAGUCAAGCCUGUCAAACCCAUUGUCAAACCCAACCAGCGAGUCAUCUUCAAGAAAGUCGGCGACAAGUUCUGCGGCUUCCAAGUCAUCCCUCGGCCAGGCGGACCAAGAGAUCCGACCGACAAUGACAAUAACACGCACGUGUCCCUGGCGCCCAUGGUCCAGAAGAGAAAGUGGGACGAGCCACACAGCCAGAGCCAAAAGGGCUACUGCACCGCGGCCAUCCUCUUCCGGGCCUUCCACUACUUCCAGUCCGAGGUCCACACGGGCCGCGUCGUGGAAGAGAUCCGCCGGCUCACAGCAACCAUGCUCCCCGACAUGUACAGCGCAGCCGAGGCCAAGGUCUACGAGAGCGCCCUCAAGUUCGACAGGGAGGCUGUCGAGUGGCGGGGGACCGACCCAGCCCAGCUCCGCACCUACGUGGGAGGCGGCAGGUGGCGCUCGACCACCAUCACGACCUUCCACAAGUUUGUCUGCGACCGCGGCUACCGGCCCUCGCACCGCGGGCCCUGGUCCAUUGUGGAGGGCGUGCGGCUCAUCAUGGAGUACAUGACCUACCGCAUCCCCUUCCUCAACACCAACUCGCACGUCCUCAACUUCCUCGAGCGCCGCCUCACCCCCUGCGUCGAGUUUGCCAUGCGCACGUGCGACCCAGGCCUCGGCGCCACGAUACACGGCACGGCGAGGGAGCACGUCCUGCCUGCGCCCGAGCGGCCCGAGCACCGCAUGUACUCCCGCUCCUACGCCGCGCCCCUGUUCGAGCUCGUGCGCGCCCGCCUCUUCUUCUGGGUGAUCCACCUGGCCCCGACCAAGAUGGGCACCCUCGACAUCAAGUCGGCGUGGAGCUGGGUCCAGGACGUCAGUGACGCCUGCACCUUCACCAAGCAGGGCAGGGUCCACCACGUCUGGGAGGUCAAGGACAACAGCGGGCAGGUCAGGGCCAACUGGCGCGCCCACGACGUCGCCGACCCCGACCAGCUGCGGGGCUGGUUCUUCACCUGGCUCGACAACGUCGUCUGCCCGCGGCUGCACAAGCUCACCAGACACGAGCCCGACAUGUACAGGUACUGGGUGUGUCUGCGGCACGAGCUGGACCUGGAGAUCUCGGAUUACCUGCUCGACUUUAAGGGCUGGGGUCCCGACCGGCAUGGGCCGCAGCUUUCGAGUGCGCAGGCCAUUGCUGAUAUUAUUGCACAGAACUCUGGGUAA